GCUACUUCACAGCAAGGGUCUCAUUUCGGGAACAGGGACUUAUCAUGAUGUCGUAGUUUUCAUAAUUAUCCUCUUCAGUAUCUCUUUGUAAAAGAUUUCUUCUAAAUUUACCUGAAGUGAAUUUUGGGCAAAGGGCACAAAAACAUCCCCAAAGAUGCCUAUUGCACAAAACCGCCUAGAAGUCCUCCAAGUCUGCAAACUGCUGCAGUGUGUAAGAGAGGGUGACAAGGUCCAAAUUGAAAAAUUAACCUUAAAUGGAAUACCACACCUCGUCAACUACAAUGACCCAAGUGAGGGGGACACAGCUUUGGCAAUUGCUGCUUGUGCCAAUAAUGAUGAAAUGAUCAAGUUUCUCUUGGAACUGGGAGCACAUCCAGAUGUGAUGGACUUCAAGGGCCGCUCUGCCGUCAUGCGGGCAGCAGAAUACGGACAUGUUCAGUGUAUGGAGAAUUUAGCCAAGGAGGGAGCUGAUAUGAAACUGAAGGAUCUUGAAGGGAAAGGCAUUCUGUUCUAUGUAAUUUCUGCUCCCACACAGAGGCAUUCCCGUUGUCUUGAGAUUGCCUUAGAGUAUGGAGCAGAUGUCAAUAACAUGUCCAAGGAUGGAAAGCCUGUAUUUUUGGUGGCUUGCGAAACUGCUGCAGAAAACGAAGACAUGUGUCUGAAACUCUUGGAGAAGGGGGCAGAUCCCAAUGCUGUACAAGAGAAAGAGGGUAAGACGGCACUCAUGGCAGCAUGUGGCAGUGGUAGCGUCAAAGUUGUUUCAGCCAUUUUAGCCAAAGGUGGUGAUGUUAAUGCCAGGGACAGGCAUCGUUCCACGGCACUACAUCAGGCUGCAAAAGGUGGUUUCUUUGAAGUAUUGCAGGUUCUCUCUGCCUACGCUUCAGAGUUUGAUGUAGUAGAUGACAAAGGGAACACACCUGUACACUUUGCUGCAGAUGGGCAUGCUAUGUGCUGUCGCUUUCUCAUCCAAAGAGGUUCUAAUCCCAAGUUGAAAAACAAUGAAGGAGUUCUUCCCAAAGCAAUAGCAAAAGAUAAUGGACACAAGGACUGUGGUAAAGAGCUCCGUAAGGGAGAGAAAUCUUUUGGCAAGACAGGAAAAAACAAUGAUCCCUGGGCCAUUCAGUUAUAUGACUGGUCAUUUUCAAGGCAGAAAGAGAUUGUGGAGAUGAUGCAGAAGUUUGACCCGGACAUUUCGGGAUUUGUGCAGAAAGACGAUUUUAUCGAGUGCCUUCAGAAUUCUGGUGCUCCAUUACCAGACGAAGCUGAACUUAAAAAACUCACACUUGCUCACGACAAAAAUAAAGAUAACACAGUAGAUUACAAUGAUUUCCUCACAGGGAAAAAAUAUAUAAAUAAACUAUACUUAAUGAGUGCCUUUGAAGGAGGCAAAAAGAAAAAGAAAAAAGGUGGUAAGAAGGGCAAAAAGGGGAAGACAAAGAUCCCUAUGCCUAUCUGUGUGCAACCUGAAGGGCCAAGAACUGCAGGGGGUGGUCCCCCAGAGGUAUUCAUACCCAAAAAUAUCCAUUUUACAGAUAACACACGCUUUGAUAGAGAUAAACCUCCUGAGCACCCUCUUCAGGACGACUCUGCCUGGUAUCUCCAUCUUCCUGACAAAACCUAUGUAAACGUCAAUGAAGCUGCCAAAUAUGGGGACUUGGAUACCCUUAGAAAUGCCUUCUCCAAAGGAUCUCCUGUUGACACCAGAGAUAAAUAUUUCAAGACUCCACUUAUGACAGCGUGUAGUCAUGGAAAUAUGGAAGUAGCCAUUUUCCUCUUAGAUCAGGGGGCAGAUAUUAAUGCCAGAGACAACUUCAAAUGGACCCCAUUGCACCAUGCUUGCCACGCAGGUCAGCUUGACCUUGUAGAGUACCUGCUGUCCAGAGGGGCGGAACUGGAUGCCACAACCAUGAAUGGCGGAACCCCACUGACCAGGGCCAUAGAGAGCUCCAAGGUGGAACUGGUCAAGUUCUUGAUUGACCGGGGUGCUAAGAUACAAACGGAGAAUAAAAAAGGUCAAAACCCCCUGGAUCUUGCCAUGGCUUGGGCUGACCUUAGGGUCUUGGAUACAGUGCAGACAAAGUGGGACAGCCUCCCGGCUCCUUCAGAUAAGAAGGGCAAAGGAAAGGGUGGAAAAGGGGGCAAAAAAUCUCCACCUCCCAAGAGGGCAGCAAGUGCCCCUGCUGACAAGGAAGGUGACAUCAAGUUCCCGCCAGUUCAACAAAGAGCCACAACACCAUCAGACGAGCCUAUCCGCCAUCGCAAAGGAUCUAUUCUGCGUGCAGCAUCAGCUUUGGCUGGAGGUAUCAUCGAGACAGAGGACAUCACGUAUGUCCCGCUUAAAACAUGGACCCCUCAGAAAAAGACUGAAGAGUUGAUCCAUGAGAAAGAAGUGCGUCGACAGCGUUACGGCUGGGAAGUCGACUUUGAGGAUUUUGAGAUGCCGUUCUUAAAAAACAUCAGUCACAAAUGUGCAAUCUUUGGUGAUGAAGACGAUGACUGAUUUUGUAUGAUGUCAUAUUGAAUAUUUGUUUUAAUGUUCAUUAUACGGGAUCCUAGUGUAUUAGAGAGCUUCCUGUAUUGAUGGACAGGCAUAGCUAUAUAUGUAUAUAAAUAAUUUUUUACCAACAUAUAUGGUAGGGAUCAAAUAAUAAUGAACUACAUAUGUGUUUGAAAAAACUGUUGCCCAUGUUCUGACUACCAAACUUUUAAAGUCAGGAAAGGGUGCAGUACGGCCAAAUAAACUUACUUAAUAAAAGAACUAAAUCAUAAUGUUUUAAAUAAACAACAGUAGUACCAAUAUCACUUUUAUAUUGAGAGGUGUUACAUCAAUAACCUCUGGACUUUUUUGUUAAAAAAAUAUUUUACUGAUUUUUGUUAGUUUCAACUGACCAUUAUUUUGUAAAUGGUUAUCCUAUCAUGAUGAUCUUAAAAUGAAAAAAGCCACUUUAUCUAUAUAUUUUGCUUGUGAACAUGUGUUAAGUUUUUUUUAUUUAUACACAUUUCAAAGGAAUUGAAAGGAGCAGACUGUAAAACUUGGCCACAGCUGGCAAGCUAAAAGAAUGAAAUUAGUCUUCUGUCAUCUGUAAUAAAUGUGAUAUUAAAUCAAGUGCCUGUGAGGACUUCAAAAACUAGUCAUGUUGGUAAAAGACAGAAGGCUAGUCUACUGAUUAAUUAAAAUCAAUAAAGGAAGAUAAUAGCUAAAAUUUGAUCGACAUGAAUGUGUAAAACAGAAAGGAAAU
Lingula anatina is the source of this 3239-nucleotide messenger RNA. RefSeq names its product ankyrin repeat and EF-hand domain-containing protein 1. The record is from RefSeq and is a predicted model, not a curated record. Gene Ontology annotation, molecular function: calcium ion binding; protein binding. NCBI's taxonomy places the organism in Eukaryota, Metazoa, Brachiopoda, Lingulata, Lingulida, Lingulidae.